AUGAGCAAGUCGUCCAAGAAGAAAAAGCAGGCGCCCCGAGAGUACUCUUUGGAGCUUGGUACGGAGCCAACAUUCUCCAACAUGGGAAGAUCCUCAGUUCGUCAAGGGACUCAAGACUCAGAUGAGUCUUGGCUGAGGUAUUAUCUCGCUGAUAACACACCAACGCCACUGCCGAAGAAAAAACAAGCCAUCAAACCACAGUCAAAAGAGUCUGACGAAGAUUCUCUCCUCUCCCCUGAGAAAUUCAAAAUUAAACCAUCGCGACAAUCCAGCGUGGCGAAUAUCAAGAGCAAAGGCACUGGGCCUCAUGACAACAAGUUGGCCAAGACACAGGGCGACUACCGAGAGCCAUCUUUGAGACGAGGCUCCGGCAUGACUUUCAACACACCACAUGCUUUCAAAAAGAUUCCAUCGACGGAAACCAGCAAUACUGGUCAUGAUGAGGCUCAGUCUACAGAGUCCGUAGCAGGACCUUCCACCCAAAAGUCACAACCCUCAAGUGGUCAGAAACCCAAUGGCAAUGAUCCAUAUGGGAUUGACCGACCUAAAGCACAACGAGGUGAUCUCAACCCUGUUGGUCACCGUCCGCUGGCUAUUGUGAAGAAGACAGCCCCUGUUCAAAACAACGCCCCUCCCAGACCUACCAACAAGAAGGACGGCAAGGAGCAAGACGAAGCAAACGAGAACCAGAAGCCCGAAAAGAGAGAAGACCCAGUGGCUCGUCCGAGCGACUACAUCCCAGAUGAAAAAGAGUCGAUUCUCAAGAUUUGUUUCACACUAAAAGACAUCUAUUUGUCCCAACCUAAGCACCACGAGCAAGAGUUCUGGGUAGCCGUCGCAUCUAAACUCCCAAUUCAUUCGCAGUACAAGGACAAUUGGAAGAAUCUCAAACAUAUGGUAGAUCGGUGGUGUCGUGCCCGGAGGCACGAGUUAAGAGAUGGCACCCUUGACAAGUCAACCAAUGCAGGGAUAGAACUUCACGCUCUGAUAGACCAAUGGAACUCGGUCUAUGCGACACGCUUCUGUCGCGAACAUCGUGGCUUCCUUAAUUUUGUUGACGAGCGCCCAGUUGAACAACCUCUUGACGUACCUGAGCCCGUAGCACCUCUGUGCAAACCUGGGACUUCAAUGACGGAUUUUGACGAGAAGAUUUGGCCUGCAGUCAAAGAAAUCUUGAUACCAUUUGCGGAAAGUAAGAUUGUUGAACUGAUUGAGAACAAGCUGCAGGGAAGAAUAGAUGAGUUGGAAUCGUUAAUUCGAGCACCCACAUUGAAAGGCAAUAGUUCACCAGAAACUUACUACGCCUACUUGAACCAUCUCAGGGGUCGCAUCCAUGCAACAGGAAAGAGCUCGACUCUAAUCCGGGAAUCGGAAGCUGUGAUUUCGUUGAUUGCGGACCUACUUCCAAGUACGGAGAUGAAUCUGCGCCAGCAAUUGGUGGGCGAUGUCGAAGAGCACGAUGGCGGCAGCGGAAUGUCUGCGAAUGAAGAUCACGACGAGAUUGAUGAAGACAUUGAAGACAUUGAAGACAUUGAAGAAAUUGAAGACGUUGAGGAUGCGGAAGAUGAUGUAUCCUGUUACCAGCCCUCAAUUCUUGACUCGAUCGAGCCGCGUACACCAAUUGUGACACCCCGUGUCAUGGCCGAGCUCAAGAAGUUUGAGAACAGAUUCGUGGAGGCAAUCAGAGCAAACAAAGCCCAAGAAAAGCUCGAGCAUCAAACACUUCGAUCUCUCGAUGACAAAGGACAUGGGAGAAAUGCGACAGCAGACGCUAUCAAGGGUCUUGCCAUUCGAAACAAAUCGACUGAAUUGGCAGCCCCAAACACCCCGGAAGGACCAGCGAGAAAGAAAAAAUGUUUGAAAGAGCAUCAACUCGGCAGUAGUCCACCAUCUUCGCCUACCUCUCCAUUCCCAUCCGUAGAACAGUUGUUCAGCUCCAGCAUGGGCAGAGAAUCGUCCGCCACAACGCAACCGACCCCGGUGCCUCCUAGAUCUAGCUUUGGUGCAACGAAGAAGAGGAAGAACCCCUAUGACUUUGGAGAGAACGGGAGCCCUGCCCCCAAGGCCACACUGCACUCUCAGGAGUCACCGGGAUUAUUUGUGACACCUGAUCCCUCACUGUCUGGACGGUCAGACAGGUUGUUCAAGUUCAAGAAAAGCGUCAGCCGAAGUGUUGCUCUUGGCAAAAAAAGAGCUUCAGAGAAUGAGAAGUAUGCCGAAACAUCUCGAUUCCGUGAGGAGACGGCAGAGUAUCAAGCUCUGUCGCCCAACGAGCGCGAGACAAUGAUGUACCGCGCAAUCAAGGAGAUGCGCAAACAGUGA
Molecule: messenger RNA, 2322 nt
Organism: Fusarium sp. VM40
Lineage: Eukaryota; Fungi; Ascomycota; Sordariomycetes; Hypocreales; Nectriaceae
Source: the annotation of a GenBank genome assembly